This is a messenger RNA of Symbiodinium necroappetens, 2595 nucleotides long. NCBI's taxonomy places the organism in Eukaryota, Dinophyceae, Suessiales, Symbiodiniaceae. The record is from the annotation of a GenBank genome assembly.
AUGCCAGAUCCCAUUCCGGUGGGAUAUGAGCUGGUUCGUGCGGGUGAUCCUGGCAUGGACAUCUUGGAUGAAUGGCGCUGUGCCCCGGGCUACGUAGGCCAAGCAGUAUCCAGGUGCAUCUUCGACAAUGAAACGGAGUGUGGCGUGGCACAGGUGCUGUCAGGGUGCCUGAAACUGGAACCAUGCGUACUUCCUUCCAUGGCACAUUGCAGCCUGAACUUCUCCGAGUGCCUGGAGCUGGGUCCGGGCGAGUCUUGCACGGUCACCUGCAAGGCAAGUUAUGCUGGCUUCAUCCGGCCUAUUAUGGAGCAUGAGGAGGAGGACGAGGACGAGAACUUCAGCAACUUCAGCAACGACAGCAAUCGCAGUUUCGUCAGCAACAUGUCCAACGCAACAAUUCCGUGGCCUCUGGAGCCCUCACUGGUACCCAGCGAUGGAGUCAUGGGCUCAUGCCCUGCUGGGAACACCAUAGCAGGACGGGAGUUCGACAUGAUGGAGCUGCUAUGUGUUUUCGAAGACUGCAUUGAUCCUGAGCCCAUUCCGGAACCUUUUGUCAAGCUGCAAGCCACCAACUCCAGCGAGGACAGCUGGCAAUGUGCAGAUGGCUUUGCCGGGAAUGCCACGGCCACUUGCGUCAUGCGGCAGGACUGCGUAGGCGAGUAUGAACUCUCCGAGUGCCUUCCUGUUGCUCCAUGCGGUGCUCCAGUUGUCGAUCUCUGCCGAUUCGAGGCCGCCGUGUGUGAUAUGGCUCCUGGCGGCUCCUGCCCGCUGCUCGACGGAUAUCCUGCCGAGAGCCCACGCGAGGUGCAGAGUCUCUUUAAAGAGCUGCUGAGAGGCUUCCGUCCCCGGCCAGGUGCCCCUGGUAUGGCGGUUUGUCCAGAGAUGAACACGGAGUUGGGCGCACCCCCGGAGAUACACCUCCCGGAGUGCGAGUCCCUGUGCAUGUACCUGGAGGAUGUUGAAGCUCCGACGGGCUUCGCGAGCUGUGAGGAUGCCGGCACAUGCCCGGGAGGUGAAAAUGCCACAGGCUGGACGUGUGCCGCGGGCUAUGGUGGCAAUGCGACGACAACCUGCUUGAUUGAUCCGGAGAAUAAUUGCAGCGCCAGCUACGUUUUCAGUGGCUGCGGCCCACUGACCAUCUGCGCGGGCAUGCAGAAUCCCGACCCCUGCAGGUACAUACACAGUUGCAUUCCCGGGCUACUGCCUGGCGAGCAGUGUGAGUUCCGCUGCAAGCCUCCAUCCUUCCUGGGUGAUCCGACAACUGGGACCUGCCCCAUGGACAACACGGAUCCUUUGCGUCCUCCUGUGGUGCCUGUGCUGCCAAGCUGCGAGCCACAGUGCACCGAACCGUCAGAGCCACCGCAAGGGUACAAUCGUUCUGGCGGCAAUUGGACGUGCGCCGACGGCUACCUCGGCACGGCGGUGCCAAGCUGUGGCCCCGAUCGGAACUGCGUGAUGCGAUUCACCCUGAGUGGCUGCGAGGAGAAGGUGCCGUGCUCUGCUCCAGCGCUGCCCGGUGGCUGUGAGUAUGUUUCGAGUUGCCCCACCCAGCUGCUGCCCGGAGAAACCUGCCAACUGGACUGCCAAGCUCCCUUCUAUGGGAACUCCACAAAUGCGACCUGUGAUGAGAACAACCUGGUGCUUAACAUUGCUCCAAACUUCAGCCUGCCCAAUUGCAGCCUUCAAUGCCUCGACCCGCCCGUCAACUUGACGGAGGCGUACGUGGAGACUGCAGAUGGCUGGGAGUGCAACUCGACCGGCUACCUUGGGACAGUGGUCAGUUCCUGCUAUGCUGAUUCCUCGUGCACUGGGAUCCUUCUGCUCUCCGGUUGCCUGCCGAUCGUGCCCUGCCUGACCCCGGAUCCGCGAGCUUUCGACCAAUGCCAGUUCAACUUCACCGGUUGUGACCAACUGACGCCCGGAACCACCUGCAAUGUCUCCUGCCGAGAUCCCUACGUAGGUAACAGCACCAUGGCAAGCUGCAGGGAGCAGAACGUGGAUCCCCUGGAACCCCUACAGUUCGAGAGACCGAAUUGCGCGCUUCUGUGCCCGGAGCCGGACCCCGUACCUGAAGGCUACAUCCGUGGAUCAGACUCCUGGACAUGUGCACCAGGUUACACCGGCAUCGCUUCUGCCAGCUGCUACAUGGACCGGACGGAGUUGACGGGGUGUGUCCAACUUCAACCUUGUUGGUUCCCGCCCAGCGAUGUCUGCGACUACGACACAUCUGACUGCAGUAUGGUGCCCGCUGGGGGAACUUGCCAGGUCUUCUGCCGGGUGCCGAUGGGAGGGGGGCCUGCAGUUGGCUACUGCCCGUCCACCAACACCGAUGCCAACACCCUUGUCGAUGUGCAGAUGCCGAACUGUUUCCUCGACUGCCCCAUCCCGGAAGAGCUGCCGGAGGAGUACAACGUUAGCUUCACAGCCGUGCGUGAAGACGGUUUGGCGGUGUCAACCUUUUCUACUGACCCUCUGUCCGGACGACGUGCGCGCAUCGAGCGGGAGGGCUACUUCAUUUGCGCAGAGCUGCAUGCCGGCAACCUGACGGCUCUGAUCAUCGCUUAUCCACAGACGUCAGCUUCGCCCGGUGAGUAG